Messenger RNA from Hipposideros armiger (great roundleaf bat), 1237 nucleotides. It is a transcript of the gene TXNDC9, whose product is annotated as thioredoxin domain containing 9. The record is from RefSeq and is a predicted model, not a curated record. The coding region runs from base 228 to 701 and encodes 157 amino acids. NCBI's taxonomy places the organism in Eukaryota, Metazoa, Chordata, Mammalia, Chiroptera, Hipposideridae. The transcript is spliced from 5 exons.
GGAUCGCCGCACGCCCGUCCUCCUCUCCCAUAGCUCCCUUGGGCGUCGCAGGCUGUAUCACGUAAGGGCCUCAGCCAAUGAGGAGGCGGAAGUGACGGUCGUUUGGCAGCCACUAGCAGCUGUUGCGAGGCUGAACCAGGAGUGGACUGUUCUCUUGGAGCUACUGAUCCAUCACUUCUCAGGUAUCAUCGAGAGCUCAGCGAGGCUGAGCUGUACCAUUUAGAAGGAUGGAAGCUAAUGCAUCUGUUGACAUGUUUUCAAAAGUCUUGGAGAAUCAGUUGCUGCAAACGACCAAGCUAGUGGAAGAACAGCUGGAUUCUGAAAUUCAGAAACUGGAUCAGAUGGACGAGGAUGAACUGGAACGUCUCAAAGAAAAGAGACUCGAGGCGCUACGGAAAGCUCAGCAGCAGAAACAAGAAUGGCUUUCGAAAGGACAUGGGGAAUACAGAGAAAUCCCUAGUGAGAGGGACUUUUUUCAAGAAGUCAAGGAAAGUAAAAAAGUGGUGUGCCAUUUCUACAAAGACUCCACAUUCAGUCAGAAAUUCAAAAGGAUAAAUGCUUUUCAAAUUUGCUUUAUUUUUAGUGGAAAUUUAAUGGAGCCGCCAUUUCAGAGCCAAAAGAAAUUUGGAACGAACUUCACAAAGCUGGAAAAGAAAACUAUCCGAGGCAAGAAAUAUGAUUCGGACUCUGAUGAUGAUUAGAGAUGUGAUAUAAUUGUUUGUAAAUUGUCUUUUUAUUUCUGCUCACUUUAGAAUUAGAUGUGUUUUCUAAAUUCUAUUGAUUUCAAUACAUUGGUCUUCUAAUGGUCCUACUCUAGAGUUUUAUACACUUGCAUCCAUUGAAAGACAUUUUAAUAUUUUCUGUGUGGCGCUCAUAUUUAAGUUGAGGAAAACUUCUGGGUUCUUAAAUUAUUGGAAAAGGGUCUGGAUUCUAUUUUUGUGAUUGAUUUUAUCACAAUAUGAUUUUUACAUCUUUAUACCAUUCACAAUUGUGUUUUUAAUCUACUGGAUUGAUUGAACAUAGAAAUUCAGCAAACUAUUCCAGGACUAAUUCUCACACAUUACUUAAUUUAUACAACAGGUCAGAUGACAUUUAUUGGUGUAACAGACUGCACUUGUAAAUGAAUUAUAAACAACACUCUUCACUUUGGAAUAUACUAUUUACAUAACUAUUAAAGAACUGCUUAUUCUGUAUGCUGCAUGUUGAUGUUAAAUCAACUGAUGGCAGAAAAAAGCUU